Dermacentor albipictus is the source of this 3637-nucleotide messenger RNA. RefSeq lists its product as uncharacterized. Gene Ontology annotation, molecular function: oxidoreductase activity. Lineage: Eukaryota; Metazoa; Arthropoda; Arachnida; Ixodida; Ixodidae. The record is from RefSeq and is a predicted model, not a curated record.
CGCUGCGUUAACGAUCCAGAAUGGAGGUCAGCAGACGACACGGUCAGAGCCGAGCGGGGAAGCGGCCGCGCCAGCAGACGAAACUGGAUUUCGGCGGUGGCUCAGCCCUCCCACUCCGUUCAAGUUCACGGUUCUCGUUGCAAGGUGACACUGGCCAAAAGCGCGCCCGCUGCCCUGACAACGUCCCUUUUUAUGCCGGUGCGUGCCGUGGGUUUGGGGAUAUUUCGUGGACCCGUCGCGCGACGGUGAUUUUGCCUGGCCUUCGUGGUCUCCAGCCGUGAAGAAACGCACAAGAAAAGCCUACGGAAGUGGUCGUCUGCUAGCGUGUUUGCCGCAGCGCGACGCGCUCGGCUGACCACGUCUGCGCAACUGCGAAUCGAUCGGCUCGCGAAGGAGGUUCGCCCCCCCCCCCUCCCCCUCUUGCUUUGACCUCAUCGGCAACGCGUCAUCACAUGGCGAUUCCAAAGAAACAUUCAACGGCGGGAUUGGCCCAGUUCGUCAUAUCGAGAAAACUGGAAUCCUGACGAGGGGGCCUGGAAAACUCUUCCGGUGCAAAAGUUCUUCCUUCCACCCCUCGAGUAACCGUCUCGCGCCGCAGCAGCGAUUCGUCGAGCGAGACGCGGCGCAGCCGUAGUAGCGGUGCACGCAACGUCUGACGUGCGUGCGAGACGUGCUGAUCCGCGCCUGCCCGCAGCCCAGCCAUGCGGGACUUCGUGGGCCUCAAGACGGGAGGCGACGCCUGCCCCUUCCGGUCUUCGCGCGAGUGCGGCGCCACAGCGAGGGGGCCUCCGCGCCGCGACUGCUCGGUGUUCGCCUCGCGCGGUCAGGCGCUCACCAUGGAGCACCUGAGGGGCGGCGAGAACGAGGACGGCGACUGCGGGCGCUCGGCCAGCGCCCGGCCCGAGUGGUUCGACGCGCACAAGUUCGGCAGGGCCAAGGAGAUCUUCAGGGAGCACUUGUUCAGUUUCUUCUUCGCACACCUGGUGGGGCUCGCCAUGGUGGUGACGAAGCCGUCCAUCCUGGAGCCCCUGAGCAGCACGGGCCGGUCGUCGACGCUGUCGUGCCUGUACCGGCGCUACCUGAGCACCCUGCGGCACGUCAAGUGCUGGUACGAGGGGGACAUCUGGGGCCGCGACGACGCGGCAGCGCUCAGCAUCGCCAAGGUGCGCCAGAUGCACCGCGACGCCAGCGCCCAGCUGCGCCACCGGCGCUGCCCGGUCAGCGGCGCCACCUACCUCUCCCAGCUGGACAUGGCGGUGACGCAGUUCGCCUUCGUCGGCCUCGUGGUGCUCUACCCGCGCCAGCUGGGGCUUUCCCUGAGCGAGUGCGAGCUCGAGUGCGUCCUGCACUUCUGGAGGUGCGUCGGCUACAAGCUGGGCAUGGCGGACUCGUACAACCUGUGCUCGGGAAGCUACCGCGAGACCUUCGACGUGUGCCUCGAGAUGCAGGAAAAGCUCAUCAAGCCGGGCCUAGUCAAUGCGUCCCGAGAGGCCUCGGCCAUGAGCAAGGACAUCAUCAGCGCCGUCCGCGUGCUGGUCAUCUUCCUUAGCUACGAAGGCAUGAUGACUUACUGGGCUAGGCAGGUCGGACUGGACUUCAACGCGGCGCUCAGCCUGUACGACUGGUGGAGUUACUGCCUCAUCUGGCUCACCUUCAACCUGCUGCUGCGCUACAGGACGUUCAGGAACAUGUUCAACUGGCUGCUCAGGGUGGCCAUCCGGCGCGGAACAAAGUGGGGCGGGUACCUACAGAAGCAGCUCGAGGCACAAGAACUGCACGCCAAGGGCAUGCACCUGAGUUACGCGUACAGAUACCACUGAAUGAGAGUUAUAUGCCGGAUGAUUUAGACCUCCCGAGAUCCUUGGAAAUGUCAUAAGGAACGGCUUAGACAUGAAACGGCUGCAUUCCGUCCUCGUGCGUAUCUUCACUUGCACGAAGCUCUGUGAAACAGUGACGACGAACACGCACCAAGCGUACACAUCUACGCCACACUUUCACAUAGAAAGGCGGUGUUAGAUGAUCCUUAGUAGACUCGAGGAAAAGAAAAGAAAGCGUUAGUUAGAGACACACGGCAACGGCAUGGAGUUAAUCUGGUGACAGUUUUGAAGAAAUAACUCGGCCUAGUCAAGGAAACAGCAAUCACGCUCUCAAAUUUCAAUGAACGCAACAUAUACACGAGGACAAGCCUGGAAACACGAAGCAGUGACGGCAUGCAUUAAGUCUACUAGUCGAAAGAGUCACCAAAACACUAUUACGGCUAUUACCAAAAUGUGGUCGCUAUCGCGUUGCUUUCGAAACAAAACGUCGGCAUACAAACGACUAAGUGCUGUCAAUCGUCAAGGUAGGUUUGCGGCCGAAAAGGAAUUCCGAGGAACGGGAGCGACAGAUGUCUGGGUUAGAGGAAGGUGUGGUGAUCUUGAAGAGACUUCUGUGCAUGAUGUGAACAGUUGUGCCGGCACGAGGUGCAAUAUUCUCAAACCCUUUCCAAACAGCUCCCUUAGCUUCGCCACCAAUUUUAUUGUUCUGCAAAGCAGAGCACGUUAACGACGAAGCUCUACUUUAAUUUCAAUUCACCGAAUAAUGAUAUGGGACAACCAAGCGUUUCCGCCUGCUUGGAAAGCGGCACUACAAAGAAGCGUUUCGUUACAAAGCAGACGCAUUCAUUUUUAAAGCGCACGUUGGACUGCUGGAAGCAGAAAACUAAGUAAAAUUUUGCAGCUAAAGUCUGUGACCUGCUGCAAAAGUAAGAACGAACAGAUUUGCAAUGCCUCAGAAAGAAGAGCCGGCGUUUUGAUAGGUGAACCUACGUUUGACGAGACGGCCUUCUGAUACUUGAUGUGCCAAUGAUGGUUGUCGUGGUAACACUUGUUGAGACGUUGUGAAGGCAGUAGCGAUUUUGUAUAAUAAUUUAUCAAUACCACGCGCUUUCAGAGACUGCAUUGUCUGUAAUAUCUGUAGCCGCUGUGCCUGGGACGGUGACUGUGUUGUGUCCUUGCGACUUAGGCUUCUCGCCAAACAGGACAAGCUGCAUGCCUGCAAGUUUCUUGGAUUAGACUGAGAACAUCCCAUAUACGACCAACCGUCUUUAUUGAGUUAUCAGUGGCGUGGUUAACGUUUCCUUUUAUUUGGUUUCCGCGCGUUGAGAGGGCAGAAAUAACAGUGGCAGAUCUGAGCCUCAUGAUCAUCGUGUAGGCUUGGGCUAAAACGUAGAUACCAAGGAACUGUGUAAGGUAUGACAUUGGGCGGUUUUUCGGUCUGCCUCAGCUACAAUCUGUGGCGUUCCGAACAGCUGGAACAAGCGCUUUCUGUUGGGGCCGAGACGCCACUUUCUUCACUGAUACUUUUUCGUGCGAAUAUAACGCUAUCAGAAGCUCGUAAUUAUUCGGCUGAUGGACAAUGAUUAGCACGAUCUUCAAGACGGAUGUUGUGUGUUCAGCUACGCACCUUGAUACGGUUGAAGUAUACUGUGGCAUCAUAAGACAGGUGCUGCAGUCUUGUUGUAUUCCCAAAGUUAGUUAUGGCGACAUUGUUCGCGAAAAGUACGACGGUGCAACUGCACCGCAUGCGGUGGUACCUAUUUUCAGUGAACCAUAUUCACUCAAAAGGGAUAGCUUGAAAUAAAGGGUAUAUAGCCUAA